AUGGCUGGCGGUCACAAAUGGUGGGGAAACCAAUCGCUGCAAAGCGGAUUCUACGAAUAUGGUCUGUCGCCAUUUCAAACACAGACCAUGAAGGGCUUCUUCAACCCCGGAGCCUUCAGGCUGUUCAAGCGCUUGGGACGACAGGCCUUGUUCAUUGGUCCCCCAGCGCUGGCCUUCUUCUACGUGAAGGACUGGGCUGAUGCCAAGUUCGAGCACUACAAUCGGAAGGCAUAUCUCUUGAGCCCCGAGCACAAGCACGAGCACUAG
Messenger RNA from Fimicolochytrium jonesii, 267 nucleotides. Its product is annotated as cytochrome b-c1 complex subunit 8. Lineage: Eukaryota; Fungi; Chytridiomycota; Chytridiomycetes; Spizellomycetales; Powellomycetaceae. The transcript has 3 exons. Gene Ontology annotation, biological process: mitochondrial electron transport, ubiquinol to cytochrome c. The record is from RefSeq and is a predicted model, not a curated record. Bases 1 to 267 code for a protein of 88 amino acids.